AAGCAGAGGACAAAGAAGUAAGAGACGGGGUAAAACCCACCCCGAUGUUCCGAAGGUAGGUAGGUAGGUAUUUUGCUGUUGAAAAUCCUCCAUACAGCGAGGUAGGUACAUAUACUACGUGAAUUCCGAGAACCUAGGUCUUGUUUUUUUAGGUUGUUUCGCCUGAUUGCAAUUUUAUUUGACUCGGGUGUUGAUGAAGACCGAACCCUUUUUUUUCUUUUAUCUUUCGUCCGAACCUAGCUUGCAGUUUUGUCCCCACCUCGUGCUCGAGCUGUCACCUCGUUCGCGUCCCGAGUUCACAUUGCUUUAGCUGAAUCCAGGGUCAGGGCUCACCCUUCCACCAUCUAAUCUUCUUUGUUGGAUUUGAGGAACUGGGCCUGACUUUGGCUGCGAUUCCCCUGUCACCCACUGUCAAACUAUCAUCAAUCAACAAACAGAUCGCAGUAUCGUGGGCCACCCCUUUAGCCCACGUGGGAUUUGCUCAGAUUUCGGAAUCCAUACGGGCGUCAUUUUGAAAUCAUUUCCUUGCAGAUACCGCCAGCCGAUGUUGCGGUAAAAAUUCAUUCUUGACAGCAAAUACCGACCCUCUUUGCAGGGCUUUUUUUCGGGGUUAUCGGGUAUUAUUGUCUCGAAUGACGACAGAGACAAAUCGACUCGUCACUGAUGCCAACCGCAUACAUUUUAUUUGCUUUGUUUGUUUGAAUCGCAACGCCUAUCUGCGAUCCCUUUUUUUAUUUUUAUUUUUAUUUUCUUGUCCGUGAUUUUCAUGACCAACUUGAAUCGGCAAGGCACAUAACAUCAACCAUUUGCCACUUGGCAGUGCACCCAGCCUGCAUAUUCAACGGACGAGAUGUCGUCCAACAAUUACGGCGCUGCGGGGAUAAGCGCCCAAGGGAGCUUGACCGAAUCGACGUCGCUACUAGGUUCCGGCACCGGUACCCGUGAUGACUUUCCGUCCCAAGAUCGGUCUGAAAUAGCCGCGACCGGAGACGGAGCCGAUUGGCUUGGCGACGACGAGUUUAAUCAGGUUCCCCGAUGGAGGAGACCUUCGGUUUACUGGCUGAUAGGGCCAUAUUUGCUAUUUACCCUCGCCUUUGGUGGUUCUAUAGUCCCAAAGCUUAACAUGAUCUUGGAUCUUGUCUGUAAUCGCUACUUGUCGGAACGUGCGCAAUCAGAUCCCGGCUUCGUCUUCAUUCCAGUAGUCCCUGGCCUUGAUGACGCGCAGUGCAGCUCUGGACCGACUCAAGCCCGUGUACAAAGAGAGGCUGCCACAUUCAUGAUGGCGAUGAAUCUCAUCACCGGUCUGCUGAGCGCCUUUACCGUUCCCAGGAUCGGCUCCCUGUCUGACCGCUACGGUCGAAGGCGUCUGUUGGUGGUCGCUUCAGCCGGAGGCAUCAUUGGAGAGAUUGUUGUGAUCCUUGCCGUCAAGUUUCCUGAGGUAGUCCACCUCAACUGGCUACUGGUUGCCGCCGCGUUUGACGGACUCGGCGGGUCCUUUACUGCGGCAUCGGUGGUCGGUCACUCGUACGUGUCCGACUGUACACCUCCUCGGAAGCGCGGCGUUGCUAUCGGGUACCUACACUCGGCCUUGUACAUCGGCUUGGCAUUUGGCCCCGUGCUUGCCGGCUACAUGGUUGAAAAGUUGACGCACGAGCUGGUCUCGGUGUUUUACGUGACCGUUGGCUGCCACGUUUGCUUUGUCACCCUGAUGCUCACCAUAGUUCCUGAGUCGGUCUCCCAGAAGAGGCAGUUGAUAGCUCGCGAGAGGCACACCGAGGAUGGCGACCGACGGGCCAAGCGGGUGGCUGUUUGGACUGGCAACUCUGCGCCUUGGUACAGGAGGGCUGCAGCAUCGAUCAGAGGUGCACCGAACCCCCUGAGGCCUCUCAAGGUGCUAUACCCCAAAGGCGCCACAAAUGCUUCCGUUCGACGCAACCUACUUCUUCUGGCAACCAUCGACACCAUGUUCCUCGGCGCCUCCAUGGGUUCCGGCCAGGUGACGAUCUUGUACAGUGAAUUGAUGUUUGGCUGGCGCAACCUUGAGACGUCCAACUUUGUGUCGCUGGUGUCACUUGUGCGUGUGUGUGCCCUCCUGGGGAUCUUGCCGGCGUUGAACUACUUGUUCCGCAUCCGACCGGCCGCACGCCUGAGAAGCCUGGGCCAUGGCGUCGCUAUCGAGAAGAACAAUGCGGGCUCCGACGGGCUGGAAAUGUGGUUGCUGCGGGGCGCCAUCUUCUCAGACAUCUUGGGUGUCGGCGGUUAUAUCUUGGUGAGGACGCCGGCCUUGUUUCUGGUGAGCGCCGUCGUGGCCUCCAUGGGUGGGCUGGUGGCUCCGACCACCCAGUCGGCAUUGACCAAGCAUGUACCACCUGACCAAGUUGGGUCUCUUCUCGGUGCCAUCGGUCUGUUGCAUGCCCUUUCCCGUGUGAUAUUCCCGUUGGUCAUCAGCGGGCUGUAUGCCGCGACCGUCGAGUCAUUCCCACAGGCGGUCUUCGUGCUGUUGGUGGUGUUCUUUGGCCUCGCGCUGUGGCUAGCCUUCCUUUUGAGGCCCCAUGUUUACAUGAAGGAGGUGACCGAUGAAGACGUCAUGCCAACUCCAGCUAGGACCUGGGAUUACGAAGAUGGCGUUUCCGACGAGGAGGUUAUCCCUGUAAGAUUAGGACGUGGCUAGUAUUUACUCUCUUUAUUUAGGCUUAAACCUUUCUUUUGUAGUUUGUGUUGUUUUCCCGCGGAGUAUACAAAACUGAUGAGUCGUUGUUUGGCAUAUGACUCCAUCUAGAGUGGGUUGGGACGCAAGUGAUACACACAUGACAUGGACAUCGCGGAGUUCGGGUUGUUUGUGUUAGAAUCAGUCCGAUAAUAGAGAAGGAGGUUCACAAAGGUGAUGGGACUGACUUGCCAGCCACAACGUGGCAAGGUGGACAGUGCUGUCAGCGCGGAACUAUUUAAAUGUUGC
Messenger RNA from Pyricularia grisea, 2956 nucleotides. RefSeq lists its product as uncharacterized. The record is from RefSeq and is a predicted model, not a curated record. The transcript has 4 exons. Gene Ontology annotation, molecular function: transmembrane transporter activity. Gene Ontology annotation, cellular component: membrane. The coding region runs from base 851 to 2671 and encodes 606 amino acids. Gene Ontology annotation, biological process: transmembrane transport. NCBI's taxonomy places the organism in Eukaryota, Fungi, Ascomycota, Sordariomycetes, Magnaporthales, Pyriculariaceae.